Messenger RNA from Rosa rugosa (rugosa rose), 465 nucleotides. RefSeq lists its product as uncharacterized. The transcript has a single exon. The record is from RefSeq and is a predicted model, not a curated record. Lineage: Eukaryota; Viridiplantae; Streptophyta; Magnoliopsida; Rosales; Rosaceae. The coding region runs from base 1 to 465 and encodes 154 amino acids.
AUGGCACGAUUUGUCAUGGUUGGUUUGGUCUUUGCAAGUGUAUCAUUGCUCAUGUCAUCUGCAGCAGCGCAAGUUCCUGAUUAUGACUAUCUACCCGAUGAGUCCAUUACCCCUGCUAGCUCUGAAGAUGAUGAAGCCUACGCUCCAGUUACGAUCAAGUAUGGGUUUCCACCAGAGCCGUUCCGUGGAUAUUAUGACAAUUUAGACCAAUGUGAAGACAACUUCAACCUAAAUUGUGUUAAAGAGAUUUACCGCUGUAUGUUCAAAACCGAGCCUCUUAAUAAGAACUGUUGCAAGAACCUUGUGCAGAUGGGAUAUGGCUGUCACAGUAAGUUAGCGAAAUUUGCGAACCUGAGAAAUAAAGCAAAAGCUUCCAUGGCAUUGGCUAAGAGUGUGCAGAUUUGGCAAAAGUGUGUCUUAGUUGUUGAAACUGGUCGAUUCCCUGUUGUUCCUGCUCCUUUCUAA